Molecule: messenger RNA, 3494 nt
Organism: Lytechinus pictus (painted urchin)
Lineage: Eukaryota; Metazoa; Echinodermata; Echinoidea; Temnopleuroida; Toxopneustidae
Product: ABC transporter B family member 1-like
Exons: 9
Coding region: 161-1573 (470 amino acids)
Biological process (GO): transmembrane transport
Cellular component (GO): membrane
Molecular function (GO): ATP binding; ABC-type oligopeptide transporter activity
Source: RefSeq, a predicted model, not a curated record
GAUAAUGACGUCAUUCAAGAUGGCAACUUGCAAGAAAACCCGUCAGGUCAGGUGAAAAUGUCUUAGAUGACAGAUUUCUCAAUCAUCCAGAGGAUUUUUUUCAAUAACUCCGGCCCAAGGAGGGGAUUAAUACUCAAAAUUUAUCCAACUAGACAAGUACAUGAUGGCAAAAGUACGAUACUCAAUGCCAUUUUGGAGAUUCAGUACAUUUGCAAGGUUUCUAGUUUUCUUAGAUGGCUCUGCGUCUCUUGCUCUAUGGGUAACUGGUGGUCAUACAAACUACCUUGAGAGCAGUGUGACGCAAUGGACUAUCCUUGGCUCUACAUUUGAGUUAGCCCUCUUGGGCCUGUUCAAGAUGCUCUUUCUCUUCUAUGCCUUCACGAAGAUGGAAGACUACUCACUGGCUCUCUUGGAUUAUCCCUUUGAUGCUUCUCUUAAGUCAUGGAAGAAGUCAAGCCAUAUGUUUACCAUUUUCUUCAGUUUUCUCAGCUUGGCAUACACAACAACGAAGGGUGGCCUUGUGUUAAAUGCUAUUCUGAACAACCCCAAAUAUGAACUGAUGCAUAUUACCUACAACAUCCUUGUGAUAUCUUCGGUUGCCUUCUCAUUUCUGGAGUUGAUUACAUCGUUGGCAGGACCUUACUUUAUGCGGAAGUUGCAGAUCAUCCGCAUUGAAAACAGACUCAAUGAUGAGGAUGAAAAGAAGGAGAAGAAAGAAAGCAAAGCUGAUCUGGGCAGAGUGUUGUCUCUUGCUAAAUCAGAAGUAGGUUUGAUAUCACUAGGAAUGGUUGGCUUGAUCGGAUCAAGUGCAUCUUCCAUGGCAGCCCCUUUAUUUUUUGGAAAGGUUGUAGAUGAAGCAGUCACUUCAAAAACAAUGGAUGGUGUGAACAGAGUUGUCCUCAUUUUAUUCCUCAUCUUUGCUGGGGGCGCUAUCUGCUCUAUGGUCCGUUCUUGGUCCUUUACUCUGGCUGGGAUGCGUGUGGUCUGUCGUUUAAGGAAUACCCUGUUUGCUGCCAUCAUAAGACAGGAAGUGGCAUUCUUUGAUACUAACCGUACUGGUGAGCUCACCAGCCGACUUUCAUCCGACACUCAAGUGGUGCAGAAUGCCGUCACGGUGAACAUUUCAAUGCUUGUCAGAUAUUCUUUUCAAAUCUUGGGGUCCAUUGCAAUCAUGUUCAGUCAGAGUGCAUCCCUUACUGGUGUCUUACUCUCUGUAGUCCCUAUUAUAGCAAUUGGUGCAGUGCAGUAUGGACGAUACGUUCAGAGUUUCCAGAAGAACUUCCAGGAUGCCCUUGGAGAUGCAGGAACUGCUGCAGAGGAGGCCCUGUCCAGUAUCAGGACUGUGCGGUCCUUCAUUGGAGAACCCAAGGCCAUUCAAAGCUAUGAGAAAGAGAUUGACAAGAGCUACUUCUUUGGAAAGCGUAUCUCUGCAGCCAAUGGUGUCUUCAAUGGAAUUGUUGGUCUGGUCAUGCAGGGAGCUAUAGCACUUGUGCUUUGGUACGGUGGCAAGUUGGUUCAUUUGAAUCAAACAGACCAGACACAGGGAAUCUCUGUUGGACAACUCACAUGUUAGUAUAUUGUUUCAAAAUAUGACCCAUCUUCUGAAUUAUGGCUUAACUAACUUAGUGUAGAUCAGGGGAGUGGUUCAUUUAGAGAUUUGUCAGUGAUUUUCACAGAUAUGUGUUAUAAGCUACUGUAAAUCCCUGCAUCUGAUUGGCUAAUUCAUCAGUUAAAACCACUGAGAAAUAUUUAAUGAAACAUUGCCUUGAACUUCAAGGAGCUGUAGCCCACAAUGAAUUUUGUACCAUGUGCAUUAAAUUAGUCUUGAUACAUUUAAGAUUUCUUAAAUUAAGUGGUAAAAUUCUGUAAUCUUUUUAAAAGAAAUAUGGUCAUUAGAUUUCUAUUGGAAAAAAGGAAAUAUUGGUAGCAUCUUUAGGCGUGUUGUCAAAAGUGUGCGUGCGUCUUUACCUUUAUAAUCUACGGCGAACCCGCUGAGCGUGCCAUUGUCCAUUUUUCUUUCCUACGGGUCAGUGCUCUUGCCAUUCAAGACGCCAGCGUGCCCUUUUGCAGCGAAAACGGACGCGGCUCUUUUAUCUUUUACAGUGACACCUCGAUGAAUCCUCUCAAGCAACUAUCCGAUUUGUUGUUUUUGCAUGAGCGCCCUCUAUGUUGACAAUGCGAGGAUCCAUGCAAAGGCCGAUAAUAGUUCAGUGGCGUGUACGUUUAAUUGUUAUAUUUUCCAAAAGCUACGCUUCUACAAAUGUUUAUACUUCCUGCUUUCAGGCUUCAGUAGUAACAAGUUCAACUAGAUUUAGAUUGUUUUGAUAGAUUAAUUGAGCUUAAUAGCAUGAACAUGUUGUUUUAGUUUCAAGAAUAGACCGUGUUGACCGUCUAAAACUUAACCCUAAAAGGACUGGGGGAGCAUGAUGCCCCCCUUCGACACUUCGCACGAUAUUUCUGAAACGCAAACAGAUAGCCCCGCAAAAUUUUAUGACCUUUUUUUGAAGUCUCGCGCAACUUUUGAGACCGAAUUUGUGACAUACGGGUAUAAGCAUCGCGACGUCACUUGACUUUUUACGAGACAAUGUCAUGCCGAAAAUGGCUCAUUUUCAUAAUUUGUGUACAAAGUCUAUGGGAGAUGAAAUAUAAUUAUAAAAGGGUGAAUAUUUGUCGUUCUAAUUGGUCUGCUUGAUUAAUUUAGGGUUUAAUAUAAAUAAGGUUACAAAUAUGAGAUCAGAAAAAAAGAAGAAACUUUGAAGUGAAAUUGGGUGUAAAAUAUGCAAAUAAUGCUUUUCAUGAAUAAAUUUGCAUAUCUUAUUCAUAAUAAAUAAAAAAUAAUUAUUUUCAGAAUUUUUUAAUACUAUCUUGUAGUUUAUAUGGCAAGGAAUGUGCGUACCAAAUUUCGGCGCGAUCGUGUGAACAGCGGCCGAUAUGAGAAGGGGGGGGGCAUCAUCCCCCCAGUCCUAAAUACAUCUCAAAUAGCCCAGUCCUUUAAGGGUUAAUGUUCAGGCGCGGGUAAGAUUUUUUUUUUAAAUCACACUGAGCCCGAUCUUUUUUUCAUCUUUUUUCAUACAAAAACCCUGAUAGACAUGUGGUUAAAUAAGCAUUAACUGGAUUCAUGCUUUCGGCAAAAUAACCUUUGUUCAUGUUCAUCGCGAGUAAGAACAUUUAACUGUUCAGUGUUGGCAUCACAGCGAUGAAGGGGGGGGGGCGGGCGGAAUUUUUUUAUCCACAAAAGGCAUGACCCGCGAUCAGCCGCUCAAAUCUGAUUUUUUGUUUUGUUUGAAGGGGUAGUCCUAUUGUCAAUUCUAAGCUUUAUUCUUAUAAAUCAAAAUAAAUCUAACAUAGUCUCAUAAGCCUUUUUUAAAUAGUGCGAGCGCGAGGCGCGAGAUAUUUCUUAAAUUAUUAUUUCAUGUAUUUUGUCCUAAAGUGGCAUUCUGGCAAUGUUUGUCAUCCUAAACGAGAUGAAUAAAAUGAGUUUUGAUCAUUCUGAU